Cokeromyces recurvatus is the source of this 3716-nucleotide messenger RNA. Its product is annotated as E1-E2 ATPase-domain-containing protein. Gene Ontology annotation, molecular function: ATP binding; ATP hydrolysis activity; copper ion binding. The coding region runs from base 25 to 3597 and encodes 1190 amino acids. The transcript has a single exon. NCBI's taxonomy places the organism in Eukaryota, Fungi, Mucoromycota, Mucoromycetes, Mucorales, Mucoraceae. The record is from RefSeq and is a predicted model, not a curated record. Gene Ontology annotation, cellular component: membrane. Gene Ontology annotation, biological process: copper ion homeostasis; monoatomic cation transport.
UAAUAAUAACAGGCAUAAUUUAUAAUGAGUAACAAUAGUAAAGUUAUUCAUUUACCUGUACAGGGUAUGACUUGCCAGGCCUGUGUCCGUACCAUUACUAAUGCAUUAUCCUUACUUAAUGGUGUUGAAUCAGUAAAUGUCGAUCUCGAAAAUGCCUCGGUUACUGUCACAUAUGAUUCUUUAAUUUUAACUUGUAAAGAUUUAAAAAAUAAUAUUGAAGAUUGUGGAUUCGAUAUUCCAGUCACAACCAUUAUAUUACCUGUACUUGGUAUGACUUGUCAUUCUUGUGUAAAAACAAUUACAAAUUCUCUCAAUACCCUUAACGGCAUCCUAUAUGUUGAGGUCAGCCUAGAAAAGGAAGAAGCAACGAUUGUAUAUGAUCAUAACAUCUUAGAUAUACCAAAUAUUGUGGAAACCAUUGAGGAUUGUGGAUUUGAUGUUAUUAUAAAUACAAAACAAGAAGCAAGUAAUAAAGAUAAUUGCAAAAAUACAACAAAAGGGUUAAUAGAUAAUAUGGACGAAGCACUGAGCUUGGAAAGAGUGGAAGAUAAUGAAGAUACAUCAACAAUGACAAUACAAUUAGAGGUACGGGGGAUGACUUGUGCGUCUUGUGUUGCAAGUAUUGAAAGAGCAUGUAAAGCACAUAAAGGCAUUUCUCAUGUUAGUGUCGCCUUAUUAGCUGAAAGAGCUACAGUAACGUUCGAUCCAUCGUCAAUUCAAUCUGAUGAAAUCCUUAAAAUCAUUCAUGAUAUUGGUUUUGAUGCUAAAAUUAUUGAACGUAAAGAACAUGAUUUAUUGCAAUUGAAGGUAUAUGGUAUGACUUGUGCUAGCUGUGUAGCAAGCAUUGAGAGAGGUCUUUCAAGUAUACCUGGUGUUAUAGAGGUUUCCGUUAAUCUAGUCACAGAAACAACUAAAGUGAGAUUUAAUUGUAAUCUUUUAAGUCCGCGUGAUAUAAUUGAAGCAAUCGAAGAGUUAGGUUUUAAUGCUAUCCUUUCAAGUAAUACUAAAGACGCGCAGCUAGAAAGCCUUACUAAAGUACGAGAGAUCCAGGAAUGGAAGGAAGCCUUUCUUGAAUGUCUUUUUUUCGCUAUCCCUGUCUUUUUUAUUGCCAUGAUCUUGCCUACGUUUAGCUGGAGUUCAAUUGUCAUGGAAAUUCCUUUUUUUAUUCCCGGUCUUUUCUUGAUGGAUACUACUCAAUUAUUGUUGACUAUACCCGUUCAAUUUAGUGUCGGUAAACGAUUUUUACGAUCUGCUUUUGUUUCAAUUCUACACGGAGCUCCAACAAUGGACGUUUUAAUUUCCGUGUCUACUUUAGCUGCAUUCUCCUUUUCCAUUUUCUCUAUGGCACGCGCUUUAUGGAUGCAGUCACAAACUCCACCUGUUGUUUUCUUUGAUACAUCGACUAUGUUGAUUACCUUUAUUGUCCUCGGUCGUUAUCUUGAGAAUAAGGCAAAGGGCAAGUCUUCUUCUGCACUUUCUAAAUUGAUGAAUUUAACACCUUCCACUGCGUUACUGGUGACUUUAGAUGAGAAUAAUACACUUCUAUCAGAAAAAAGGAUCCCCUCUGAAUUAAUUUCUGAAGGAGAUUUAUUAAAGCUGGUUCCUGGUGAUAAAAUCCCAACAGAUGGCGAAGUCUACUUGGGUUCAACAACUGUAGAUGAAAGUAUGGUGACAGGUGAGGUUGAUGCCGUUUCUAAAAAAUUAGGUGAUGCUGUAAUUGGUGGUACAGUCAACGGUCCUGGUACCUUUAUCAUGAAGGCAACACGUGUGGGCGCUGAUACAGCACUUAGUCAAAUUGUCAAGCUUGUUGAAGAUGCUCAAGUAAGUAAAGCUCCUAUUCAGGGAUUUGCUGAUCGUAUUGCAAGUUACUUUGUCCCCACUGUUAUUAUACUUGGUUUAAGUACCCUUAUUGUUUGGACCAUUCUUUUCAAGAUAUUAGGUGCUGAUCGUUUACCUGCUAGUUUACAGAAAGAGAUUAAUGCCACAGGUGAUGGCGACUGGUUUUUUGUAUGUUUAAAGCUUUGUAUUAGUGUUAUUAUUGUUGCUUGCCCUUGUGCUCUUGGACUUGCUACGCCUACUGCUGUUAUGGUUGGCACUGGCGUAGGCGCUGAAAAUGGUGUUCUUUUUAAAGGGGGUGAUGUAUUAGAGAAUGGACAAGCUGUUAAUAAGGUCGUGUUUGAUAAGACAGGUACACUCACAUGUGGUAAACUAGACAUGGUUGACUCUAAAUGCUGGACAGGAAAUGAACAAGCUCGAUUGAGAAUGUUGGUAUUGGCUGCUAUUGCUGAAUCUUUUAGUGAGCAUUUAUUAGGUCGUGCAAUUGUUGCUAUAGGCAAAGAAUUAACCGGCUUAAGUGUGUUAGACCCAUUGGCCUCCGUUGAAAACUUUAAUAGUGCUACUGGCUUUGGUAUAUCUUGUGAUGUAUUAUUUAAUAGUGAUUUACCAAAGGAUUUAAUAUCAACGAUGAGGCCUGUUUUAGAACCCUUUCUGAAUACCUCUCAUACUAUUGUUAUUGGUAAUAAGAAAUGGUUAGAAGAUCAUAACGGCAUUAGGCUUUCAAACGAGCAAGAGAACGUUUAUAAAAGACAAGGAUCUUUAGGUAGAACUUGUGUUCUUAUCGGUAUGGAUGGUAUUCUUUCAGGUUAUAUAUCUCUAACUGAUAUUGUGAAGCCAGAAGCAAAAAAAGUGAUUUCCGCAUUAAACGCCAUGGGUAUUCAUACUGCAAUGGUUACAGGUGAUAAUGAGUUAACUGCACGCUAUAUUGCGAAUCAAUUAGGUAUUAGUGAAGUACAUGCGGGUGUUUCACCUAAUGGUAAAACCCAGAUUAUCAAAAAAAUGCAAGAACAAGGAUUUAUUCAAGAACGUCUAUCUUGGUGGUCCAGAAAUAGAACAUCCAAUCCAUAUUUACCUCUUCAUCAAAAUAGUUCCAAAACAGGUAGGAAGGCUGUGGUUGCCAUGGUAGGUGAUGGCGUCAAUGAUUCUCCCGCGUUAGUUGCUGCUGAUUUGGGUAUUGCACUUUGCAGUGGAACAGAUAUUGCUAUGGAGGCUGCUGAUAUUAUUUUGAUGCGCAAUGAUUUAACUGAUAUUGUUGCUGCUUUAGAUUUGUCAAAGGCUAUCGUUUAUCGUAUUCGAAUGAAUUUGCUUUGGGCUUGCAUUUAUAACUUGAUUGGUAUCCCACUUGCUAUGGGCAUCUUUUCACCAUGGGGCUAUCGCCUUCAUCCAAUGAUGGCCGGCAUGGCUAUGGCUGCUAGUUCAACAAGUGUAGUUAUGAGUAGUUUGACACUUAAAUGGACUUGGAAGAAACAAGCAUUGAAAGAGGUAGAAGAAGAUAAUGAAUUUGUGGAUGACCCUUCAAUUAGAUUAUCUCUACUAGUUCAUGAAAUGAAGGCCACUACCCCUGAAGAAGAUAUUGAAAUGGGUCUGUAUGAUUCACAAAGCGAUAUAGAGGAAAAUGGUCUAUUAGAUAUUGAUACUGUUUAUAAUCAACAAAAGGAUUCACUAUUCAUUCGAUUUACUAAUGCUGCUAAAGGUAUUUUGUCAAAAACUCGAAAUACGACUACUAAAUAUACAGCAGUUUCCAAACAAGAUGAUCUUUAAUCUCUCUUUAAAUUAUUAUUAUUAUUACUACCAUAACAUAUUUAUUACUUACAAUUUAUUAAUACUUGCCUCUUACAAUAAUUUAUACAUUUCUUUUAUAAUCCAUAUUUCUGUAUCCU